Molecule: messenger RNA, 1836 nt
Organism: Penicillium verhagenii
Lineage: Eukaryota; Fungi; Ascomycota; Eurotiomycetes; Eurotiales; Aspergillaceae
Product: serine/threonine-protein kinase
Exons: 3
Coding region: 1-1836 (611 amino acids)
Biological process (GO): protein phosphorylation; mitotic DNA damage checkpoint signaling
Cellular component (GO): nucleus
Molecular function (GO): ATP binding; protein serine/threonine kinase activity
Source: RefSeq, a predicted model, not a curated record
AUGAGCACCAUCCAAAACAUAAAGAACUUCAUCCGUCACGGGAAACAAGCUCGACUGGUCAACCCCCACUCCGAGCCAACAACUGACGUAUCCCCCAUUCACGCCGAACAACAACCACACCCGCAAGGCCAAUUCACCCCCGCAUAUGAUUCCCUGGAUCCCAAUGGUCCUGCAGUUCCUCAGAAAGACUCCAAGUCUCAAACCAGGCAUGACCGCUCGGUGGAAAUUGAACGAAUGGUGAAAGAGGAGAACAUCGACCGAGCAAAGAUGCCAAAAUACCCGGGUUUGGAUCGUUGGAUCCUGAUCGAAAAGAUGGGAGAUGGCGCCUUCAGCAACGUCUACCGUGCCAAGGAUUCUACAGCAGAGCAUGGAGAGGUGGCCAUUAAGGUGGUCCGCAAAUUUGAAAUGAACAGCAAUCAGCGUGCGAAUAUCCUCAAGGAAGUCCAGAUCAUGCGCAACCUCGAUCACCCCAAUAUCACCAAAUUGAUCGAUUUCUCUGAAUCCCGACAAUAUUACUACAUCAUCUUGGAGCUUGCCCCCGGCGGCGAGCUCUUCCACCAGAUUGUGCGAUUGACCUACUUCAGCGAAGAUCUCAGCCGACACGUCAUUAAACAAGUCGCUGAAGCUAUCGAAUAUCUUCACGAGACAUCAGGAGUCGUUCACCGUGACAUCAAACCGGAGAAUUUGCUUUUCUAUCCCACGCCAUUUGUUCCCAGUAAAGGCCCGAAACACCAACAGCCCGGCGACGAAGAGAAGGAGGAUGAGGGAGAAUUUACCGCGGGAGUUGGCUCGGGUGGUAUUGGCAAGAUCAAGCUUGCCGAUUUUGGUCUGUCAAAGGUAAUUUGGGAUAGCCAGACCAUGACUCCCUGCGGAACGGUCGGUUACACUGCGCCGGAAAUUGUGAAGGAUGAACGGUACUCGAAGAGUGUAGACAUGUGGGCUAUGGGCUGUGUGCUCUACACUCUGCUCUGCGGUUUCCCUCCAUUCUACGAUGAGAGCAUCCAGGUGCUCACGGAGAAGGUCGCAAGAGGUCAAUAUACUUUCCUGUCGCCCUGGUGGGACGAUAUCUCCAAAUCCGCGCAGGAUCUCAUUUCACACUUGUUGACCGUCGACCCGGAGAAACGUUACACCAUCAAGGAAUUCCUCGCACACCCGUGGAUCCGCGAAACAGACGAGGUAACCACCGCUGCUGCCGACGCCCCUCCUCUGGCUACUCCCUUGGGUCCGGCUCGCCCGAAAGGCGACAACCUCGAGCUCAUUGGCGCCGAACAGGCUCCCUACCAGCCAGCCAGCUCCCGACUAUUGGAUGUCCCUUCCGCCACCGCAGAACGCCGCAUGGACUUCCGGUCCCCCGGUGCAUUCAACUUGCGUGAGGUCUUUGAUGUUGGAUACGCCGUUCACCGACAGGAAGAGGAAGGCAAGCGUCGCCGGAAUGUUGGCCGCAGCAACAACCCUACCGCUGGAUUCCAAUCUGCUCUGGGCGCCUUGAACGAAACAUAUGACGACUUGGAUGACCGUCCACAACCCGACACUUCUGGUCCGCCACCUGCCAAGGUUGUCAAGGCUAAUGGCCAACAACCUGGUGACAUGGCAGGGAUGGAGGCCAAGCUUCGCUCAACAAACCUGGGUACCCAAAGUAGUGCUGCUCAGGCCCGACAGGCCCACCGACAGCCUCGCCAGCAGCAAGCUCAGGGCUACGGUCAACAUGACGCAAAGGUCGCCGCGGCUGCCAAGAGCUCUAUUGGUCGUAGGGCUCAGCAGCCGUUCGAACUUACCCUGAAUGGUUCCACAUUGCUAGAGAAGCGUGGUCGGCGUAAUCAGCAGCCAGUCAUCUAA